AUGGAAGUAAAAGUUUUGCACAGGAAUCCCGAGGAUUAUAAGAAUAAUCCUGGUUUUUCUAAUUAUAAGCAUGUGAGAAGCUUUGAAAAGAAUAUCCAUUUAUUUCAGAGAGAAAUAGAAUAUAAAAGAGCUUUAAAUGCUACAAAAAUUGACAAAAUAUUCGCAAAACCGUUAGUAAAAUGUUUAGAUGGACAUGAUGAUUCUAUUAGAUGUAUUUGCGUGUCAAAUAAAAACUUAACCGACUUAUAUAGUGGAAGUUGUAAUGGCUUUAUAAAUACUUGGAAUAUUUUAGAUAAAAAAUUAAUGAGGAAAUUAAAGGCACAUGAUGGGUUUGUAAGAGGGUUAUGUACAAGCUAUGAUGAUAAAUAUCUCUUCAGUUGUGGUGAUGAUAAAUAUAUAAAGCAAUGGACUAUUGAAAAAAAUAAAAACAUAAAUGAAUUAACUGAAGAAGAUACAGUAGAACAAAAUAUGAAUAAUUUAAAUUAUCUAGAAAAUGAAAUAAUUCCAAAAAAGAUCUAUGUUUGUAAAAGUGUACCUAACAGUAUUGAUAAGCAUUUUUCAGAGGCUCUAAUAAUAUCAGGUAGUCAGACAUUAGAUGUGUGGGAUUAUUAUAGAAAUAAUGCAAUAGCUAGCUUUGAUUAUAAUAGUGAAUAUAUAUAUUAUGUAAAAUUUAAUUAUGCACAAAGAAAUUUAGUUGGUUUAACCUUAUCAGAUAAUUCAGUGGGACUAGUAGAUAUUAGAAAUAAAGUACCAAUUAAAAAAUUAUUUUUAAAAUAUAGAAGUAAUUCACUAAGCUGGAAUAAUAUGAACCCUAAGCAAUUUAUUGUUGCUAAUGAAGAUUCGAAUUUAUAUACCUUUGAUAUAAGAUAUUUGAAGACAGCUUAUAUGGUGCAUAAAGGUUUUGUAAAUGCUGUAUUAGAUGUUGACUUUUCUCCAAUUGGAAAUAAGUUCGUUGCUUGUUCUUAUGAUAAAACUAUUCGACUGUAUAAUAAUGACGAACCAACAAGUUAUGAUGUAUAUCAUACUAGACGCAUGCAACAUGUGUUAUGUUGUAAAUAUAGUUUAGAUGCAAAAUAUGUUUUGACAGGAAGUUCUGACAUGUGCAUACGAAUUUGGAAAUCAUGUGCGCAUGAACCUUCUGGAGUAUUAUCAUUUAAAGAAAAACAAGCCAUAAAUUAUCGAAAUAAAUUAAAAGAAAAAUAUGCAUCAUUAAAAGAAAUUAAAAGAAUCCGAGAACAUCAUCAUGUUCCUGCUCUAAUUAAAAGCAUGUCUGAUAAAAAGAAAAUUAUGCUAGAAGCAAAGAAAAGAAAAGAGCAAAAUAUAAUUAACCAUUCAAAAAAAUACGAUCGAAAACCUAUACCAGAGAAAAAGAAAAUAUUCGUCACUGAACAGUAG
Molecule: messenger RNA, 1395 nt
Organism: Plasmodium malariae
Lineage: Eukaryota; Apicomplexa; Aconoidasida; Haemosporida; Plasmodiidae
Gene: SOF1
Product: protein SOF1, putative
Exons: 1
Coding region: 1-1395 (464 amino acids)
Biological process (GO): maturation of SSU-rRNA from tricistronic rRNA transcript (SSU-rRNA, 5.8S rRNA, LSU-rRNA)
Cellular component (GO): small-subunit processome; nucleolus
Molecular function (GO): protein binding
Source: RefSeq, a predicted model, not a curated record